CCUCACGCUCCCAAACACCACAACGCCGCCAAAAUGCUACACCUCCUCCCACUCUCAACGCUCCUCCUUCUCCGGGGCAUUCUAGCCUCCCCUAUAUCUCAGGAUGAACCUCUACCAUUGUUGAUCUGGCACGGCCUCGGCGACAACUACGCCGCAGACGGGCUCCGCAGCGUCGGCGACCUUGCAGAGGAGACCAACCCAGGCACAUACGUCUACUACAUUCGGCUCGACGAAGAUCCCGGUUCCGACCGCACAGCAACCUGGUUCGGGAACGUGACCGAGCAGAUCGCCCGCGUGUGCGACGACCUAGCCUCCCACCCCAUACUCUCCACCGCGCCGGCCGUCAACGCGCUCGGAUUCUCGCAGGGCGGACAGUUCUUGCGCGGAUAUGUGGAGCGAUGCAAUAACCCGCCUGUCAGGAAUCUGGUCACAUUCGGCAGCCAGCACAACGGGAUUUCCAAGUACCAGGUGUGCGACGCAACGGACUGGCUCUGUAAAGCGUACAUUGGGAUUCUGAAGGCGAAUACGUGGGGCGCGUGGGUGCAGAGCCAUCUCGUGCCUGCGCAGUACUUUCGCGCCACCAACGAGACAACCGGCGAGGCGGCGGAAGAGUACCUCAAGCACUCCAACUUCCUCGCGGAUAUAAAUAACGAGAGGGAGGAGAAGAACGCGACGUACAAGGAGAAUCUUGCCAGCCUAGAUAAGUUCGCCAUGUACGUGUUUGAGGACGACACGACGGUUAUUCCGAAGGAGAGCGGCUGGUUCGCGCAGACGAAUAUUACGAGCGGGGAUGUGACGCCUCUGAAAGAGCGGACGAUAUACAAGGAGGAUUGGAUCGGGCUGAAGAAGUUGGAUGAGAAGGGUGGAUUGGAUUUUAAGACGACGAAGGGCGGGCACAUGCAGCUCGAUGAUGAGGUGUUGGUGGAUGUGUUCAAGACAUACUUUUCUCCGGCUAAGGCGAGCUGGAGCGGCGUUGUUGACGAGGUACAAGAGCUAAUCGAGUUGUAGGAUCCGAUGGAUGACAGCAAGUAUGAGCGCUUAGGUUUCUUGGAUGAAUACCGGAUGUGAUGGACGAUGGUUUGCUUUCGUAGUCCCGUGUAAUAUUGAUCCUUCCCACAUUGCUUUUCGCUUGGACCGCCGCCGGAAGGCCUUCACAGUAGGAUCAUUACUUUGGCGUUACUCUGGGUGGGGUCGGUUGGUCUGCGACGCUAUGUACGGGCGCACGUAUUUUUGUAUAAAUAUUCAAUAAGUUGGCGGUGAGCUGCACCACGGAAGGAGGACUUGUGAAUUGUUGUGAACAGACAUCGAGAGUGGUAUUCUAGUCGAAUCAUAAGCUAGCACUGUGCAUCCCUGA
Molecule: messenger RNA, 1354 nt
Organism: Trematosphaeria pertusa
Lineage: Eukaryota; Fungi; Ascomycota; Dothideomycetes; Pleosporales; Trematosphaeriaceae
Product: palmitoyl-protein thioesterase 1 precursor
Exons: 1
Coding region: 34-1008 (324 amino acids)
Cellular component (GO): lysosome
Molecular function (GO): thiolester hydrolase activity; palmitoyl hydrolase activity
Source: RefSeq, a predicted model, not a curated record